Molecule: messenger RNA, 561 nt
Organism: Mercenaria mercenaria
Lineage: Eukaryota; Metazoa; Mollusca; Bivalvia; Venerida; Veneridae
Exons: 1
Coding region: 1-561 (186 amino acids)
Cellular component (GO): membrane
Molecular function (GO): G protein-coupled peptide receptor activity
Source: RefSeq, a predicted model, not a curated record
AUGUCGAAAGCUGCUGUCUGCUGCACUGUUAUUCGCGCCAAAGUCGUCACUGCGUUGUUGGCACUGUUCUCCCUAGCGCUAUAUAGUGGAAUGCCAAGAGUUACAGCGGUUGUACUGGACAAUGAAAAUAACACUGUUUGUACAGUUGUUGAAGAACACUCAGAGGUAGAUACAAUAUACUUUUUCUUGGACGCAGCUCUGAUCCUUGCCUUGCCAUUGCUGGUCACAACCAUUUUGUUCGGAGCUAUUUUCUUAAAAAAGCAAUGUGAUAAUAGCAGUUCAUUGACAGCUGCCCGUCAAAGAAGGUUGUCCGAAAUUACAAAAGUUCUCCUCGUCAUCGUAAUAAUCGAUGUAGUCCUGAAAGCUCCAUCGUUUAUCAAUAAGGCGCGAUUGGUAAUUCUGGCCGAGCAUUAUGGCAAGCAGUAUGACAUGCCUGGUAUCCUUCUUCAACAGAUUUUUCAGCUUGUAUCCUACCUCAGUGUAUGCGCCCAUGUACUCUGCUAUAUCGCUUUUUCACGGAAUUUUCGCAAGACUGCAAGGCAGCUGUUACACUGCACAUAA